CAAACAAAGGCACCAAAAGCUGAACAGAGCGUCUCAGCUGCUUCUUUUUAAGGACUCGACAAGAGAAUGUGAUCAACACUUCAACCAUGCUUCUCGUGGCCGCGCUGAAUCCUGAUCUGAGCCCUCACUCACAGACGCCGCGAUAGGGCUACGCGACAACGCGACGCGUGAUCGCCGACCGUCCAAACAUGUGCAUGUGGCCAUGAGUCCAAUCGAGCCCGUCGUCUCCGCGCAGGAGCCGUUGCCGUCCGGCUAUGGCUUUCUCAAAAAAGGCAACCCAUUCAUGACGGGCCUAUGCCGCCGCAAGACGCAUGCCGCACACAAGACUCUCUACGUUGUGCGGAACAAGCGAAAGGUUCUCGGUCUGCGCGCGCCGAAAUGGAUUCUGCGCGAGGUUCACCAGGAGGAGCGUGAAAGUAGAGUCCGGCGGCAAGCGAACGUCGAGAGGCGCGACACUUGUAUGGAGAGCGAGUUCAGAGACGCCAUUGAACAGAUGUUUCCCGACGUACCAUCAGGAGAAGUGAGCAAGAUCAUCAAACGGGCCAUGAAGAAGAAAAGUGGAAGGGUAGGACGAACGGGGAAACUGACACUGGGCGAAAAGGCACGCCUUGCGGUGGCCGCCCACAUUCGACAUUGCCAUACCCCGUACGACAGGAUCUUGAACAAGAGCAAGGACAGGGCCGGGGCAAGGAAAGCAGUGUAUCCGCAGGUCACCGAACUGAUGAAAGAAUGGGGUUGGCGGGAUGUGACCGGUGGGAGCAGGAGGAGGGGACAUGGUGCAGCUCAGGCGGCACGGGCUAAACAGGCACAUCGACUCCCGAUACGCUCUGCUCCUCGGCGAAAGUCGACUCCAGAAACCGUCGCAGCGAGAAACACUGCUGCAGAUAAGACAGGUGCGUCACUGGAGGACGCAAUCGAAAUAUCAGACUCCAGCGAGGAGGCAGACUCGGCCUCAGACCAACAAUCGUGGAGCGGCGAUUCAGAGGCAGACGAUGAGGAUUGGGAAUGUAUACUGGUCGAAGAUAGUGACGACUGAAGCAGGCUCAUUGUUUGCAAGCGUUGUUGACGUUGGUCAGGGUACGGAGUAAUGCAUCUUAAAGCGAAUAUC
Purpureocillium takamizusanense is the source of this 1108-nucleotide messenger RNA. RefSeq lists its product as uncharacterized. The transcript is spliced from 2 exons. Lineage: Eukaryota; Fungi; Ascomycota; Sordariomycetes; Hypocreales; Ophiocordycipitaceae. The record is from RefSeq and is a predicted model, not a curated record. The coding region runs from base 203 to 1036 and encodes 277 amino acids.